AUGCCAACCAUACUGGGCAUAUACUUCUUUAACUUUAAAGAGAUCAGCCUCCAUGCCUGUAUUGCCCAGGUGUACUUCAUUGCCACACUCCAAUGCACUGAAUCUGCCGUGCUUUUGUUCAUGUCCUUCGACCGCUUCAUCGCCAUAAGUAACCCACUGAGAUAUGCUUCCAUUUUAACCCUACCAAGAAUAGCUAAGAUGGGGCUGGUGAGUGUGAUAAGAUCAGUUACCCUAUUACUCCCGCUCCCCGUUUUCCUGAGGCGGUUCCAAUACUGUCGAUCCAAUGUCCUCUCCCAUUCCUACUGCCGGAAUGAAGACAUUGUGAAGUUGGCUUGUUCGGAUAUCAGUGGAUGUGGCAUAUAUGGCAUGAUCCUUAAAUUAUUAACAAUGGGGUUGGACGUGCUGCUCAUCUUCUUCUCUUAUGUGAUGAUCCUCAAAACAGUGCUGAGCAUCGCAUCUCAAAUGGAGUGUCUCAGGGCCCUGAACACCUGCGUCUCCCACCUCUGUGCCAUCCUGCUUUUUUACAUUCCAGAGUUCAGCUUGUCCGUGAUACACAGAUUUGCGAAUGACGCUUCUCCUUUGCUUCCCAUUCUUCUGAGCUACAUCUCCCUGCUUGCCCCACCCCUGAUGAACCCAAUUGUGUACAGCGUGAAAAGCAAACAUCUCCGUGCAAGGAUCAUCAAGAUGUUCACCAAGUGA
This is a messenger RNA of Pelodiscus sinensis (Chinese soft-shelled turtle), 699 nucleotides long. RefSeq names its product olfactory receptor 51G2-like. Gene Ontology annotation, biological process: G protein-coupled receptor signaling pathway. Gene Ontology annotation, molecular function: G protein-coupled receptor activity; olfactory receptor activity. The record is from RefSeq and is a predicted model, not a curated record. Gene Ontology annotation, cellular component: plasma membrane. Lineage: Eukaryota; Metazoa; Chordata; Testudines; Trionychidae.